This is a messenger RNA of Brassicogethes aeneus, 700 nucleotides long. The record is from the annotation of a GenBank genome assembly. NCBI's taxonomy places the organism in Eukaryota, Metazoa, Arthropoda, Insecta, Coleoptera, Nitidulidae.
AGUCGCAAACAUAAAUCAAAAACAGUCCACAUAAACAUGUUGAAAGAUUUUUUUUUGAAUGCUAUCCCCAUAAUGGGGGCUGUUGUUAGUUUAUUUGAUGGAAACACUGGAAGGACUGAUGAUCCUGAUUCCACCACAGGACUGACAUCCAGGGACAAAUUUUUGGUUACUUCCAGUUGGGCGGAAGUCAGAAAAGAACCAACAGAAAAUGGUGUUAAAUUACUUAUGAUGUUAUUUGAAAAAAAUCCCAAAUACCUGCAGUUAUUCCCUUUCAAGGAUAUACCCCUUAAAGAUUUACCUGAAAAUAAACGAUUUCAAGCUCACUGCAACAAAGUAAUACACGGCUUUAAUGCCAUCAUAGAUUCGCUUGACAACACAGAACUGCUAGUUACUACACUCUUGAAAGUUGGGGAAACUCACAAACCGAGAGGGGUCACGGAGGAAGCGUUUCUGGACUUAAAAGAUGUCAUCAUAGAGCUUUUCAGUACCUUCAUGAAUAAAGACCAAAUUGAAGCAUGGAAAAAAACGCUUGAAGUGGCAUUUGCAACCAUAAUUAAAGGAUUAACACAAUAAAACCCAAAACAAAGGAUAAAUGUACAAAUAUUUUUAAACUUUUAUAUGUUAUUUUUUUAUUCUGUGACUAAUAAUUACAUAUUACAUAUAUAAUUAUUUGCAUGUAUAGUUUAUUUACUAAUAUUCG